UCCUUCACUUAGCUGUCACGGGGAACAACGGGAAAUGUCAAAAAGUCAUCGAUAUGUCAACUUUGCUGUUUUGAUAUUUUUUGAUUCAACAAUUUCUUUUAUAAAAUGAAUAAAUUAAAAUCCGCCCAAAGAGACAAAGUAAAGAAAUUCAUUUCACUCACACAAACGGGAGAGUCAACGGCAAUCUACUGCCUCACCAACAAUGAGUGGAAACUCGACUUGGCCAGUGACAACUACUUCCAGAACCCAGAUCUGUACUACCGGGAAUUGGAUCGGAGCAAGAUAGAGCAGCUGUAUCACAGGUACCGCGAUCCCGGGGACACGAGUAAAAUCAACUCGGACGGCGUCAUGAGAUUCCUGGAUGAUCUACGCUUGUCGCCCGACUCCAAAUUAGUGCUAAUCAUUGCGUGGAAGUUCCGUGCUGAGGCGCAAUGCGAAUUCAGCAGGGAGGAAUUCUGCAAUGGCUUCUACGAUCUAGGUGUAGAUAGUAUAGAAAAGUUGAAGGCCAAAUUGGCGGUGCUCGAGAAUGAUCUCAAGGAUCCCAUCAAGUUCAAGGACUUUUACCAAUUCACAUUCAACUACGCCAAGGAUCAGGCGCAAAAGGGGCUGGAUCUGGAGAUGGCUAUUGCAUACUGGAACAUUGUGCUGCAGGGAAAAUUCAAAUUUCUCGAUCUCUGGUGCACAUUCUUGACGGAGCAUCACAAGCGAUCAAUUCCACGAGACACGUGGAACCUACUGCUGGAUUUCGCAAUACAAAUUGACGAUAAUAUGACAAAUUACGAUUGCGAGGGUGCUUGGCCCGUGCUCAUUGAUUUGUUUGUCGAAUGGUGUCAAACGAAUUACUUCAACAACACAAAUAAUACAACAAAAUCUGUAAAUGAUUUUCAGCAAUCACACAACAACAUGUAUUGCGGUUGAUUUGAUUUGAUUGCUGAAAUGAGAAUCACAUCUAAAAUGGGAAGCAGGUAAAAAAAAAAGAGAUUGUUUUCGGUGGAAUUAUGAUUAAUCAGAAUGGAAGUAGUAAUAUACAUAGUUUUGUCAUUUUUUUUCCCUCAUUUAAUUCAAAAUAUUUAACUUGUGUAAAAGAAUUAUUGAGAAUGCAAAAUGUUUUUUCAAUAUAUAUUUUCAUCUCUCUGCGCUGAUAUAAAAAAACUUAGAGGGCAAUUUUUUAUAUUAAAAAAAAGAAAGAAAAUAGUAUAGGAUGCCCAAAUUGGAAAUUAUUACCUAAACAAAAUGAAAAAUAAUAAAAAUAAUAAUUAAUCCCCUGAACUUACUCAAUUGUUUUAUUACUCAAUUUUAAAUUCAAAUAUUGGAGAUGAAAAAGAAACUAACAUGUUAAAAAAAAUCAUUUAAUUCUUGGUAAAAAAAGAAGAAAUAUUAAUUGAAUUUUCCCCGCAUUCUUAUGCUGUUUGUAGAUUAUUUGGAAAAAAAAGAAAUUUAGUGUUGCAGUUCUCCUUAUAUAUCUUUCUCUCUCUAAAUUACUACCUUAAAAAAAUAUGAAGAUGAAAAAAAAAAUGAAGAUUUAUAUGAAGAUGAAAAUCAUAAUAACAUAGAACACGUUUACUUGUUUAGGAUAAUUUAUUGUAAUGUGUAUCUAUAGUUGUAUAAUAAAAAAAUGCUUAAUGUAGUCAUACUUUUACUAUUAAGGAAUAAUAAUUGAGACAAAAAAAAGAGUUACAGUUCAUCAGAAUAUAUCAUUGAAUAAAAAUAAAAAUUCAA
Lutzomyia longipalpis is the source of this 1719-nucleotide messenger RNA. It is a transcript of the gene SCCRO, whose product is annotated as DCN1-like protein. Gene Ontology annotation, cellular component: ubiquitin ligase complex. NCBI's taxonomy places the organism in Eukaryota, Metazoa, Arthropoda, Insecta, Diptera, Psychodidae. The transcript is spliced from 3 exons. Gene Ontology annotation, biological process: protein neddylation; positive regulation of ubiquitin-protein transferase activity. Gene Ontology annotation, molecular function: cullin family protein binding; ubiquitin conjugating enzyme binding; ubiquitin-like protein binding. The record is from RefSeq and is a predicted model, not a curated record. The coding region runs from base 106 to 918 and encodes 270 amino acids.